CUCGGAAAAAUCAAAUGAAUCAAAUUUCAAAAUGGCCGCUCGUUAAAUCGUCAAAAAAUAAAGAAGAAAACCCGAUGCACUUGGUAUUUUCGAAAAACGGAAAGUGUGUUUCGUGAUCGUCAGAGGAUUAAUUGUCAUUAAAAAAUGAGUGGCCCGACCACGAUGUACGCUUUAAAGCCAAUAAUCACACUUCCAAGUUCGCUAAAGUCAAAAAACGUGAUGUACGAGAUGAAAAGUAUUCACGAGGCCCAUCAGCUAAACGGCAACCAUUCACCCUUGGAGGAUUCGAUUGUCUCGCAAGUCAAAGACCAGGUUACCUUCUUUUUAAAGGAACCUAAUCCGGAUUUAACACUUCUGGAAAACCGACAGGAAAAAAUUUUAUCACAGCUGGCCGAACUUAAACAACAAAUCGCACAUUUAUUUGUUGUCCUAAAAUCAACGAAUUGUUCAAAAUCGUCUGUCGAAGACGUUAGCAAGAAGCCAGUAAACGUCGACAUAAUUUUGACCGCUAAUCCAAAAAAAGCGCCAUAUUCGAUUUUAGCGCUAACGACACUAUGGAGCGAUAGUAGUUUUCGAAUCCAAACCCACGUUCAUUCUACUAUCACUGGAACUGUUCCGGAAUUUGCAAUUCAAAAGGACGAAAAUAAUACCCAGAAGAAUGUUAUCAACUUGAGAUUAAUUUGGAAAGAUGUUUCAGAUCUGGAACUGAAAUCUGAACUCUCGACAUGUCCAAUAAGCGGAGAAGUAAAUUUUCUAAGAUACUUAAGCCGUCUCAUUCAGAGUCACAAUUACGAAAAUGCCGAUCCUGUGGAGACAAAUUUAAUCGACUCAAUACUCGAUCUCUGCCACAUGUUAUCUCACCAGUCGCCGAGAGAAGCCCAAGCAACGAUAUCCAUUCUUGGGGAUCAUUUAACAAAUGGACCUUGGUUUUUGAAUAAAAAAGAUCCUUCUCUAGUCGAUAUUGCUGCGUGGUCUCUAAUUAAACGAUUGAAUUCCAAAUUACCUUCGAGUCUUGCCAAAUGGUUCCAAAAUUGCGAGAAGACCUUUUUAUAGAAUUUUAUAUUGUGUGGGUCAAUGCUGUUUCCUUUGUACAAAUAAACCAAUGUUUACAAUUUA
Belonocnema kinseyi is the source of this 1116-nucleotide messenger RNA. RefSeq names its product probable aminoacyl tRNA synthase complex-interacting multifunctional protein 2 (gene AIMP2). Lineage: Eukaryota; Metazoa; Arthropoda; Insecta; Hymenoptera; Cynipidae. Bases 145 to 1053 code for a protein of 302 amino acids. Gene Ontology annotation, cellular component: aminoacyl-tRNA synthetase multienzyme complex. The transcript has 4 exons. The record is from RefSeq and is a predicted model, not a curated record.